ACCACCCAUAUUUUAUUUGCCUCCAGUUUUGAAAUCAAACAAGCCCUAGCCUUGAGCUUACUUAAAAAAUUUGAGAACACUCAGAACAGUUAAAAAUGGAGGGGGAGAGAGCAGAGAGUAAUGAGCGGAAGAGUAAGCAGCCCAUCAAGGUGAGAGAUCAGACCCGGUACAGAGGGAUUCGGAGACGGCCGUGGGGGAAGUAUGCGGCAGAGAUUCGAGACCCUUCGAGGAAUGGGGCACGUCUAUGGCUAGGUACGUUUGAGACGGCGGAAGAGGCAGCGAGGGCUUAUGAUCGAGCUGCUUUUGGCUUUCGGGGUCAUUUGGCCAUCCUCAACUUCCCGAAUGAGUACCAAUAUCACAAUCCAUCAACCAGCUCUUUCGUUAGAUCAAAUUCUGUUUCUUCUUCAUCAUCAACAUCAUCUAAGUCAUUUUCUUCUGCUCCUGCUGAUGGUGGAAUGGAUUUUGGAAAUAAAGAAGGUCCAGUGAUAGAGUUUGAGUACCUGGACAAUAUGGUGUUGGAGGAGCUUCUUGAAGAGCAAAAGAAGUAAGUCCUGGAAAUUAAUCAAGGCAAACAGAUGCUCUAGCUUGAUUGAAUUGUUUGGUUUCUAUUUUACUGUGAUUCAAUUACAACAAUGGGAAAGGGGAUUGUACUUUUUUUUUUUUUAAUUUAAUUUAUUCAACCUUGCUUGUAACCCAAAAAUAAUGAAGAUAUAGUCUUAACUUCUGAUUUUUAAUUUCAAAUAGCAGAUAUAUUUACACUCAUCCAGUUGCUAUGACCAAAUCACAUAGGACUUGUUGGUAAUGUUACUGGUUUCUUUGACAGUUUCUUUGAUAGUUUGAUAGAUUCGGAUUGCUGAUGAGGAUGCCGGGGGAGGCAAGGUUGUCGACGGCGGCAGGGGUAGCAAGGAUCUCAACGAUGGCUGUGCAAUAGAGGAGUCUGCUAGGGUUUCUCCAAACUGGGUCUUUCUCUGGUUUAUAGGUUGAUGGAUUGGGGUUUGGACCCAAAAGACAAUUGAGAUUUUUUUCUAUUUUUCAGCUGAAGGGGUUGAGGGUGGAUUUCCAUCCUCUCCUUCUAUUCUUCUAAUACCUUUUAGUUUUUUUCAGUCGCAAAACAUCUAGGAACUCUAAUGA
This is a messenger RNA of Rosa rugosa (rugosa rose), 1131 nucleotides long. RefSeq names its product ethylene-responsive transcription factor ERF098-like. The coding region runs from base 96 to 548 and encodes 150 amino acids. Gene Ontology annotation, biological process: regulation of DNA-templated transcription; ethylene-activated signaling pathway. The record is from RefSeq and is a predicted model, not a curated record. Lineage: Eukaryota; Viridiplantae; Streptophyta; Magnoliopsida; Rosales; Rosaceae. Gene Ontology annotation, molecular function: DNA binding; DNA-binding transcription factor activity. The transcript has a single exon.